Messenger RNA from Schizosaccharomyces octosporus yFS286, 1083 nucleotides. Its product is annotated as tRNA 2'-phosphotransferase Tpt1. Gene Ontology annotation, molecular function: tRNA 2'-phosphotransferase activity. Lineage: Eukaryota; Fungi; Ascomycota; Schizosaccharomycetes; Schizosaccharomycetales; Schizosaccharomycetaceae. The transcript has a single exon. Gene Ontology annotation, biological process: tRNA splicing, via endonucleolytic cleavage and ligation. The record is from RefSeq and is a predicted model, not a curated record. The coding region runs from base 1 to 1083 and encodes 360 amino acids.
AUGACCAACGUGACUGAACAAAAGAAACUCGCCAAGACACACAACGGAAAGAAAAAACAAGAACAAGACCCCAUGAUCCGGUUUUCAAAAGCACUUUCCAAAGUUCUUCGACAUACUGCACAAUCCAAUGGGCUGCAGCUUCGUCCAGAUGGCUUCGUGUCGGUGGAUGACUUACUUAGAUUACCGCAAUUUAAAAAUCUUUCUCUACAAAUGCUGAAAAAAAUUGUAGACGAAAAUGAAAAGAAGAGAUUUUCCUUGAUUGAGAUGGAAGGUAAGCUGUUAAUUCGGGCCAACCAGGGACAUACAAUUCGAACAGUUGAAGUACCUAUGACACGUAUUGAGGAUGCUUCCUUAUUACCGAAAGUUGUCCACGGUACAAGAAAGGAAUUAUGGAAGACAAUCAGCAAGGAAGGCCUUUCACGUAUGAAAAGGAACCAUAUACAUUGCGCUACAGGACUCUUUGGUGAGCCUGGCGUUGUUUCUGGGAUUCGGAAAUCAUGUACUUUAUAUAUUUAUAUUGAUGUUUUGAAAGCUAUGCAACAUAAUGUGGAGUUUUAUCAAUCAGAAAACGGGGUCAUUUUAACAGAAGGCAAGAAUGGAAUUUUGUCACCUUCAUUUUUCAAAAAGGUUGAGACAAAUCUAGGGGAGGUUCUUCUUGACGAGGAUACGAAAGCAGAGACCCCCAAAGCCGACGAUUCGCUACUUAAAGGCACCGAUACUGAGAGUGUCGAUGAUUUAGAUCCAUUUAGUGAGGAUAUGGAAUCAUUAACAGUGCACGAUUUGAACCUUGUUCAAGAAAAGCACAGUAACUUUGGCUAUUCAGAAGGCAUUGUGAAAGGAAAAAUGGAAGUUGCUCAAAGCGGUUUUGAUGAUGGUUAUGCUCAGGGCGCUAUUUAUGGAUAUGAGGUUGGAAAAAAAUUGGGAGAACUAAAAGCAAAAUUGCUUAUCGUGGAGGACGAAAAGGAACAAGUUUUAUUACAAAACCAGCUAGAAGAACUCGAACAGCAAAGUGAGUUUUCCAAAUUCGUGUUUGCAAACAAGGAGUCUAUUAGAUCUAAAAUAGACAAAAAGUCUACUUUGUAG